This is a messenger RNA of Aphanomyces invadans, 522 nucleotides long. RefSeq lists its product as hypothetical. The coding region runs from base 36 to 428 and encodes 130 amino acids. Gene Ontology annotation, biological process: DNA-templated transcription. Lineage: Eukaryota; Oomycota; Saprolegniomycetes; Saprolegniales; Verrucalvaceae. Gene Ontology annotation, cellular component: RNA polymerase III complex; nucleus; RNA polymerase I complex. Gene Ontology annotation, molecular function: DNA-directed RNA polymerase activity; DNA binding. The transcript has a single exon. The record is from RefSeq and is a predicted model, not a curated record.
CAAAUACCACGACCAACAAUUUUCAACACUUGAGCAUGGACGACGAUCACGACUACGAUGGCGGCAUGGACGACGGCGACCACGUCGACGAGGAGCUGCAGGAGGAAGAGAUCGAAAACUUUGAUGAGGAUGGACAGGGCGAACACGAAGGCGGCGUUGAGCUCCUGAACGAAGGCGAGAAGCAGCCGAACGCGAACCGCAUCACGACCCGGUACAUGACGAAAUACGAACGGGCACGUGUGUUAGGCACCCGCGCACUCCAGAUCAGCAUGAACGCCCCCGUGAUGGUUGAUAUCGAAGGUGAGACCGAUCCCCUCAAGAUCGCGAUGAAGGAACUCGCCGAGCGCAAAAUUCCCAUCAUCAUUCGCCGAUACCUCCCGGAUGGGUCGUACGAAGACUGGUCCAUCGACGAGCUCAUCAUUGAAUAAUGCACCGACUAACUUGUAUAUCUAUUCGAUUACUUGCGUGUCAUCGCGCAGUUCACCACGAGCAGAAACAUGACGAAUUGGAUGUAUUACCACG